AUGUCCUUCACAUUCGGCACACCAUCAUCCAACGCUGGCUCGGGUGCGGCGAACACCUCAGCGGCGCCGGCUGGGGGUAGCAUAUUCGGAGCAGCUUCAGGAGCUACAGGAACCACAGGAACUCCAUCAUUCUCUUUCGGCAACUCAAGUUCAGCCGCGGCCGGAUCGACCACACCAGCCGGCGGUAGUCUUUUUGGCAACACAACAGCCGCCGGCGCCGCGAAACCGGCUGGGAGUCUUUUUGGCACCGCCGGAGCCUCGACUGCAGCGCCUGCCACCGGAGGAGGCCUGUUUGGAGGGGGUGCUGGGGCUUCAGCAGGAGGCAGUUUAUUCGCCAAGCCUGCUGGGACAACAGGGACGACUGGAACUACUGGGGCGAUGUUUGGAGGUGCUUCGACUGCUGCCCCGGCCGCCACGACAGCAGCUCCAUCGUCCCUGUUUAACAGUGCAACUGCUGCCGCUCCAGCGAAGCCGCUUUUUGGAGGUGCUGCUCCUGCCGCCUCUGGCACGACUAUAGGGACACCAACAACGGCUGCUGGGGGUUUGUUUGGGGGUGCGUCGACCACACCAACGACUGCCGCCGCCGCGAAACCAGCCGGUAGCUCACUGUUUGCAGGUGCCGGCGGCAGUGGAGGAAGUCUGUUUGCGGGGGCCACAGGUGCUGGUGCUACAUCAACUCCCGCUAAGCCAUUGUUCGGUGGUGCCGCCGCCGGUGGAUUAGGCUCAACUACCCCAGCCGGCGCUCCUCCAGCGGAUGCCGCGAAGCCAGCAGCCGGUAGUUUGUUCUCGACGGCUAAUACCACGACAAAGCCUGCUGUUACUGCCCCGGCCGCCGGGGGCCUAUUUGGUGCAACAACCGCCCCGGCGGCCAGCAAUCUCUUUGCACCCAAGCCGGCUACCACUGCAGCUCCUGCCACCACCGCCCCUGCUGCUUCGACACCGGCAGCUGGUGGUCUUUUCUCAAACCCUGCUGCAACUACUGCUCCCGCCGCGACAACUGCUGCUGUCACUACGGCCCCAGCGGCCGAGGGUCUCUUUGGUGCUGGAGCUGCUACUACUACGGCCCCAGCGGGUGCUUCCAAGCCAGCCGGCACUCUGUUCGGAACGGGAACCCCGGCGACCACCUCGGCGGCUACUACCUCCGCCACACCAGCCGCUACCACGGCCCCGGCAACCGGGGGUCUCUUCGGAGCUCCCGCGGCAGGCACCACAGCGCCUGCUGCCACCACAGCUGCUGCUACUUCCUCCGCUCCCGCAGCUGGAGGUCUCUUCGGACCCAAGCCCGCGGCUACAACCACGACCACCACCCCCGGCCUCACACCCUCCAACCCAGCCCAGACAGCCGCCAACCUCACAGCUUCCACCCUCGGCCCCACCUCCCAGCUCCCCCGUCUCAAGAACAAGACCAUGGACGAGAUCAUCACCCGCUGGGCGACAGACCUGUCCAAAUACCAAAAGGAAUUCAAAGAGCAAGCCAACAAGGUCUCGGAGUGGGAUCGCAUGCUCGUCGAAAACGGCGAGAAGAUCCAGCGCCUGUUCAACUCCACCCACGAAGCGGAGCGCGCCAGCAACGAGAUUGAGCGUCAGCUCCAGGGGGUGGAGAGCCAGCAGGAGGAGCUGGGGGCCUGGCUGGACAGGUAUGAGCAGGAGCUGGACGAGCUGUAUGCCAAGCAGGGGGUGAAUUUGGCGCGGGAGGAGCAGAUCACGGGGCCGGAUCAGGAGAGGGAGAGAACGUACAAGCUGGCGGAGAAGCUGACGGAUCGGCUGGACGAUAUGGGCAAGGAUUUGACAAAGAUGAUCAAGGAGAUUAAUGACAUGAGUGGGAGUUUGGGGAGGGGAGGGAUGAGUGAUGAUCCGCUCUCUCAGAUUGUCCGCGUCUUGAACAGCCACUUGACGCAACUGCAGUGGAUCGACACCAACGCCAAGGCUCUCCAGGCCAAGGUCCAGGCCGCGCAGAAGACGACGGGGAAUAUGGGCGGUGGGAGUGUCAAGGAGACGGAGAGCAAUGCUGCCGAGAGCUUUUAUCGGUCCUAUCGGGGGGGCGGUUUCAAGUAA
Molecule: messenger RNA, 2055 nt
Organism: Podospora anserina S mat+
Lineage: Eukaryota; Fungi; Ascomycota; Sordariomycetes; Sordariales; Podosporaceae
Exons: 2
Coding region: 1-2055 (684 amino acids)
Biological process (GO): protein import into nucleus; RNA export from nucleus
Cellular component (GO): nuclear pore central transport channel; nuclear pore
Molecular function (GO): structural constituent of nuclear pore; phospholipid binding
Source: RefSeq, a predicted model, not a curated record